Nymphaea colorata (pocket water lily) is the source of this 1210-nucleotide messenger RNA. Its product is annotated as ribonuclease 3-like protein 3. Gene Ontology annotation, molecular function: RNA binding; ribonuclease III activity. Gene Ontology annotation, biological process: siRNA processing. The coding region runs from base 68 to 865 and encodes 265 amino acids. The record is from RefSeq and is a predicted model, not a curated record. The transcript is spliced from 3 exons. Lineage: Eukaryota; Viridiplantae; Streptophyta; Magnoliopsida; Nymphaeales; Nymphaeaceae. Gene Ontology annotation, cellular component: nucleus; cytoplasm.
UCUCCAAGAAGCCUUUCCUUGAAUCGCUUUCCUGGGGAAUAGAUUCCAACAAACAGCCAGUCCAGGCAUGGAAGGGACUCCAGAUGCACCCCCAGAGGAUGACUUCUCGCGGAUCGUGGAUCGGGUUCAAGAGAAGCUACAGUACCGGUUCGCGGACGGGGAAUUGGUGAGGGAGGCCUUGACACACGGUUCCUACUACUACCCUUUGAAGGGCGGGGUGUGCUACGACAGGUUGGAGUUCAUAGGAGACUCGGUGCUUAAUUUCCUCGUAUCGGAUCACUUGGUCAAGCUCUACCCCGGCCUCUCCCCCGGUCAGCUGACCCUCCUCCGGUCCGCAAACACGGACACAGAGAAGUUGGCGCGGGUUGCGUUCCGGCACGGGCUGCACAAGCUCUUGCGCCACAAGGUCACUAUCUUGGAACAACAGGUUGAGCAAUUGCGGCGAGACAUCGAAGACUUUCCGAUACAUUCCAGUGGCCUCAUUGAUGCACCGAAAAUACUUGCAAACGUCACUGAAUCGUUGGUGGGAGCUGUCUACGUCGAUUGUGGCCACUCACUGGACACUGUUUGGAAGGUAUUCAGGAAAAUGCUGGAGCCCUUUAUAACUUUGGAGACAUUGGGAAAGCACCCAGUGAGUGAAUUGCAUGAGUAUUGCCAGAAAAAAGGAAUAAACGUGACAUUUGUGAGAUGUGAAUGGAAGUGUGGUUCCAGAGUUCAGGUCUGGUUAGAAGGGCAGUUAAUGGGGGUGGGAAGCUGCAACAAGAAAGAGGGUGCCAAAAACAGAGCUGCCAAAGCAGCUCUAGCUAAUCUCAAGAAAAGUGAACAUAUCCAAGAUGAAGCCAAUGAAAGCCAAUCCUCAUAUUGACUUGUCAGGUUACUCAUUUCUUUGGCUAUUUUGUAAAAGAGUCUGGAUGGAUUGUACAUAGGACAUGUAACGGUGUCAAAAGGAUCAUGUUUCCAUGUAUACAAACCGUAGCUGCUGGGACCUUUUAACUCGAACCAUCACUUGCCUCCCUAGAUGAACAUCUCAGAUGUAGGAAGCUCUAUCUCACCUUUUGACAGUGAGAAAAUUGUUUUUGUUUUUGUCAUUUAUGGGGAGCUUGUUUCCCACAAAAUACAAUGAUUCUUUCAUUAUUUUGUUGUGUGUUUUGACUUAUGUUUGCAAAAAAUGAUACAUAUAUCUCUCUCUCUACACACACACACACACACA